AUGGGUAUAAUUUUUAAUAUUUAUUUUUUUUUUAUUUACUUAAUUUAUGUAAGAGCAUAUUUUUGUCAAAAUACUAGUGAAUAUAAUGGAUACUCUGAAAUAUGUGAAAAAGCAGCAAAUGGGAAUGAAUCUAGCGUAUAUUGUAUGAAAAAUCAUAGGAUAGAAAGUUCAAAAUAUGUUUAUAAACAUAUGAUGAGGAUGAUUUUUGAAAAACAUACCUUAAAUAAUAAUAAAGUAGCAUUUAUAGAACAUGAAUGCGGUGAACCUCAAAAUUAUCUGACAUAUGGUGAAUUUUUAAGAAAGGUAUCAUCCUUUAGUAAUUCUUUAAAUAAAUGUGAAAUAAUUAAUAUUCCAGAAAAAAUAUAUAACGAAGAAAUGAAUAGUGGUAAAUUUAAGCUAUUAGGUUUAUAUGGUAGUAAUUCUAUAAAUUGGCUUGUUACUGAUUUUGGUGCUAUGCUUAGUGGUGUUACUACCUUAGUGAUGCAUUCAAAAUUUAGUAUAGAUGUAAUUGUAGAUAUAUUAAAUGAAACAAAAUUAGAAUGGUUAUGUUUAGAUUUAGAAUUGGUUGAAGGUUUAUUAACACGUAUCAAUGAAUUGCCACACUUGAAAAAUAUUAUAAUUUUAGAUAGUGUAGCUAAGCAUAGUAUAAUAAAUUCAAUUAAUGAAAAUGGGGAAAAAAAAUGUAAUUUAAAAAAUAAUGGACAUUCAAAUAAUAUAAAUAAUAAUGAAAGAAGUGAAUUAUCGAAAAGGGUGGGAGAUGUAAAUUUAAGUCCUAUACAAUAUGAUAAAGAGAAAUUAGAAAAGUUUAAAGCUUUAAAAGAAAAAUUUCAUCAUUGUGUAGAAAAAAUAUUACUACUUGAUGAUAUAAUAAAUAGUGAAAAUACAAAUUUUAAAAUUAAAAAUGAAGAUCCUAAUUUUGUUACUUCCAUUGUGUAUACAUCUGGAUCGUCUGGAAAGCCAAAGGGUGCUAUGUUGAGCAAUAAAAAUUUAUAUAAUCAAAUAUAUUCUUUAUGUAAUCAUAGUGUAAGAAAAACAUAUAAUCUUCAAUAUCAUUUAUCUUAUUUACCAAUAUCACAUGUAUUUGAAAGAACAAUUGCGUAUAGUAUCAUAUUACUUGGUGGAACAGUACAUAUAUGGAGUAAAAAUCUGAAUUAUUUUUCCAAAGAUAUAUAUAAUUCAAAGAGUUCUAUAAUGACAGGAGUACCUAAAGUUUUUAGUAGAAUAUAUACGAAUAUUAUAAGUGAAAUUAAUAAUUUAUCUCCUAUUAAAAGAAGAAUUAUAAAAAAGAUUAUAUCUCUACGUAAAUGUAAUAAAAAUGUAUGCUUAGGUAAUUUUCUUGAUAAUGUUUUUAAUGUGUCGAGAAAAAUAAAAGAGAAAGUUAACCCCAACUUACAAAUUAUAUUAAAUGGUGGUGGGAAAUUAUCACCAGAUGUUGCCAAUGAAUUAUGUACUUUAUUAAAUAUAAAAUAUUGUCAAGGUUAUGGUUUAACCGAAACAUGUGGUGCUAUUUUUGGUAAGCAUGUAGAAGAUUCAAAUUUUGAAUGUAUAGGAGGACCCACUUCUCCAAAUACAAAAUAUAAAGUAAGAUCAUGGGAAACAUAUAAAGCAACAGAUACAUUGCCAAAAGGAGAAUUAUUAGUUAAGAGUGAUUCUAUAUUUAAAGGAUAUUUUUUAGAAAAGGAAGAUACCAAAAAGGCUUUUACUAAAGAUGGCUAUUUUAUAACAGGAGAUGUGGUUCAAAUUAAUAAAAAUGGAUCUUUAUUAUUUUUAGAUAGAUCAAAGGGUUUGGUUAAAUUAUCUCAAGGUGAAUACAUAGAAACGGAUUUAUUGAAUAAUUUAUAUUCACAAAUUUGUUUUAUAAAUAAUUGCGUUGUUUAUGCAGAUGAUUCAAUGGAUGGUCCACUAGCAAUUAUAUCUAUAGAUAAAUGUUUAUUUUUUAAAUCAUUAAAAGAU
This is a messenger RNA of Plasmodium gaboni, 1953 nucleotides long. RefSeq names its product acyl-CoA synthetase. The annotation marks the transcript as partial. Gene Ontology annotation, molecular function: long-chain fatty acid-CoA ligase activity. The record is from RefSeq and is a predicted model, not a curated record. NCBI's taxonomy places the organism in Eukaryota, Apicomplexa, Aconoidasida, Haemosporida, Plasmodiidae. Gene Ontology annotation, cellular component: endoplasmic reticulum; membrane. The transcript has a single exon.